This is a messenger RNA of Gongylonema pulchrum, 486 nucleotides long. NCBI's taxonomy places the organism in Eukaryota, Metazoa, Nematoda, Chromadorea, Rhabditida, Gongylonematidae. The record is from the annotation of a GenBank genome assembly.
AGACCAGUACCACGACCAGCUACCAGCAGUGUUUUAUUUGCCAAAACACUAUACAACUAUACCGCCAAUAAAGACCACGGCCCAGCAUUCAGUGUUGAACCAUUACUGCAGGCUGAUGCCAAAUUUGCGUCGAUUUCUGGAUCUGCACUUCUUCUAUUGCCAUUGUUUACUGGUAGCGUUUGCGGUAUCAACAUUCCAUCGACGCUUAAAUCCCCAACGAAAGAUAUACCGCCUGGAAUACUCAGCAGUCUUGCAGCAGUGUUUAUUGUAAGUUUUUCGGUGAAUUUUUAUAUGCAUCAGUUUCUGGCUGAAUGGAUUCAUAGCAGCAGUGUUGAGGAAAAAGUGCUGUUUUACAAAAUCCUCGGAGAACGCGUCUUUCUACCCGCUUGCAUUUAUUUGGCGCUAAAAUUAUCACUGUUGUUACUACACAAGCAAUUCAUGGAAGAGUGUGCCAUGAACAAAGGUGCCGGUGCGUUUUUGAUGUAG